GGAAUCCUUGAUACCCGCACUAUGAUCCAGACAGGGGCUGCCUGGAGGUAUAAAAGCAAGACUCAUUGCCUGCUUCAUAAAUCAUCACACCAACGACCAAUCUACCAGUGAGUCGCAGUUAGCAGCACAUCCAUAAUUCUAUGACUGACUGUAUGCAUUUUCACAGGUCGCAGCAAACAUGUCCGAAUCAGCAACCAAGUCCGAUCUUCUGCCCACCAACUUCGUCGGGACCACUAUGGCCGGUGUGCAGAACGAAGAUGGGAAAUUCCGCGUCUACUACCAGAACAAAGAAUACCAGAUCUGCGAAAUGCAGUUGGACGACCCAAACAGUACGACCUAUAAAACCCUCAAACUCACCACUGGCAAUAUGCCCGCUGCCCGUAUCAACACGCCAAUCGCGGCGGUAGCAUGGGACAACUUGCGACAGAUCCGCGUGUAUUAUGUCACUGUAGAUAGUCAGGUCCAGGAGAUUUGCUACAUCCAGGGCGGCGCUGGUUGGCACAAAGGCGCGCAUUUGGGCGUAGCAGUUGAGAACAGCACCUGCAUGUAUGCGCAGCACCACAGCAAGGAGCCCGUCUUGAGGGUCGGGUUCCAGUCUUCUACUGCUCCCCAGACUAUUACAGAAACUUGUUACUAUAAGAGCGGAUGGAAGACGCGUGUAUUCUAAAUUUGGAGAGGACGUUAGUGUACAUUAGCCCACGUACUAAGGAAACAAGCCCAGAUGUAUCAGUGCCAGCUCGAGAACCUGUAUGUAAACUUGCAAUGAUACGUGUGGAAAAUAUUGGGACCAUAUUGACUAGUGGCCUCUGCGAUCAAGUUGACAAGUACCGUUUGCGAUGCAAGUGUGCCGCUUAUAGUCUAAGAAUU
Suillus clintonianus is the source of this 867-nucleotide messenger RNA. RefSeq lists its product as uncharacterized. The record is from RefSeq and is a predicted model, not a curated record. The transcript is spliced from 2 exons. Lineage: Eukaryota; Fungi; Basidiomycota; Agaricomycetes; Boletales; Suillaceae. The coding region runs from base 179 to 667 and encodes 162 amino acids.